Chlorella variabilis is the source of this 1437-nucleotide messenger RNA. RefSeq lists its product as hypothetical. The coding region runs from base 1 to 1437 and encodes 478 amino acids. Gene Ontology annotation, biological process: nucleosome assembly; regulation of DNA-templated transcription. Lineage: Eukaryota; Viridiplantae; Chlorophyta; Trebouxiophyceae; Chlorellales; Chlorellaceae. Gene Ontology annotation, molecular function: DNA binding; histone binding. The transcript has 5 exons. Gene Ontology annotation, cellular component: nucleolus. The record is from RefSeq and is a predicted model, not a curated record.
AUGGCAAACCAGGGGGCUGCGCGCACCCGGCUCGCAACGCGGGAGUCGUUCUUUGGCGGCCCUCUAUCCACCAGGGACCAGAGCAAGGCGCCCGGAUGGAAGGCCUUUGUGAAGCCUGCUCCAGAGCCCAAGGCCAACGCGCCUCGAGCCGGUGGCGGCGCCAAGGCCGGCAAGGCCUCCGCUGCGCCCCGCCAGCAAGCCCCGCCGCAGCCAGACCCCGGCCAGCAACGCGUGGAGAAGCUGAAGCAGCGGCGGGACUUUAGCGCGCUGGGCAGCGACGAGGCGCCACCUCCUGCACCUGCCCCUCGCAGGCCCGCCGCCGGCGGGCAGCAGACGGCGGCGGGCCCGCCGCCGCGGCAGCGCUCUGCUGCGUUCGACGGCGGGAUUGCGGCGCAGCGGCCGCGGGGGCAGCAGCAUGGCGGCGCAGGCUCCUCGCAGCCGCAGCAGCGGCAGAAGGUGAAGACGCGGCGGGCGGCGGGCGGCGGUGGCGGCAAGAAAGCGGUGGCGGCUCGAGGGAUGGCUGUGGAGGUGACUGCUGUGGGCAAGGGGCGCAAGCAGCUGGCCAGCGAGGCCCUGAGGCAGCGGGUGGGCGAGAUGAUGGCGGGCCACAGCGCUGGUGGGGCGCGUGCGGCGGCGGCGGCAGGGUUGGGCUCCCCGUCGGGCAGCGGCACGGCCGGCGCCGGCGCCGGCGGCAGCACCGCAGCGGCGGCCGCCGCUCGUGCCGCCCGGGAGGCCGCCGGGGCCAAGUCGGUGAUGAGAAACAAGCAGUACCAGACAGCACACGGCAUGCAGACCCUACAGCUGGUAAGCCGCGCGCCGGGGCAGGCGGCGCGGCGUGGCGGCGCCGCCGUGGCCGCCGUGCGCCCGGCCGGCAGCGGCCAGGGCCGCGCAGCCAGCGGCCAGAGCCCCGGCAGCGUGGGCAAGGGGCCGCGGCCCGCCACGGGGGCCGGCGCGCCGCGCGCCAUGCAGCGCGGGGCGGCGGGGGCGGGCGCGGCGGGGCGGGCGCAGCUGCGGGGCGCCUUCUACGACGGUCAGCAGCCGCCGGCGGCGCUGGAGGCGCGCAUGCAGUACAACAAGCGCAGGCUGUCGCUCGACUCUGGCGGCGACCUGGAUUCCUUCAUAGCCAGCGACGAGGAGGAAGGGGAGGAGGGGUAUGCGGAGGGCGACGGCGGCGAGGUGGAGCAGGACUGGCGCGCGGCGCUGAGGGAGGCCACUGGCGGCUACGACCCCUCCAAGUUUGCCGCCAUCGACCGGCAGGCUGACCGAGACAUGGAGGCGGCCUACGGGCAGAUACAGGCGGAGGAGCGGCGCGCGGCGCGCAUCGCACGCGCAGAGGACGAACGCGAGGCGGAGCGAGAGGCUCUGCGGGAGGCGGCCAAGCGGGAGCGCAAGCGCCAGAAGCGCAGCGGCGCCGCCGCGUUUGUGGACGACGACUGA